Molecule: messenger RNA, 2145 nt
Organism: Aspergillus bombycis
Lineage: Eukaryota; Fungi; Ascomycota; Eurotiomycetes; Eurotiales; Aspergillaceae
Exons: 5
Coding region: 1-2145 (714 amino acids)
Molecular function (GO): protein binding
Source: RefSeq, a predicted model, not a curated record
AUGGAUCCAGAAAUCCAGGACAUGGACGUAUCCAAUAAAUACUGCCCUAUAUGUGGGGUGGUUCUUCUCUGCGAAGAUGAACCGGAAGACCCCUCCGAGACCCAGCGGCCAUGGUACGCCGAAGUACGUGCGACGGUCAAGCAAGACUACUGUGACAAUUUUAUGACAGGUGUAGGUUUUCUUGGCUCCCGCGAUAUUCUCUGUGCUCCAUUAGAUGAAGAACUGGACUACAGUAACGCGAUGGAGCUCGAGGAUGUGGAAUUGCUGAGAACGGAAUCACCUCUGCACGGCUUUGGUCUCCACGAUUCCUGUUGGAUGUUGCUACAGGACCGUCUAUGGCAUACAAUUGACUCGGAAGAAAUUGCCCAGUCCCUGUAUGAUCAGUUUUUCUGCACUCCAUCACCGCUGGAAUCUAGUCUCUCUUUCGGUCAUGAUUAUGGGGGUGCUAAGCGUUGGCAAAGAGCGUAUGCCGACGUGCCGAUGCCGGAGGACAUGCCACUACUCUUGCAGACGGAUCCAUAUGCUAUUCCACUGCUGGAAAGGCUGGAGGAGAACGCACCUGAUGUGGAUGCCGGACGGGAAACUCACUCGGCAUCUCCUACGUCGUCCACCGACAUCAAUACUGGAUACCUCAACUCCUUCGGCCGAAUGUCCUUAGAACUUCUUCACGAGGUUGUAUCGUACUUAUCGGUCCCUGAGCUCCUGGACCUAAGAUAUACAUGUCGAGAGCUUGCACGACGUGUGGUAUUUUGUAGCCUACCACAGUCCUUCUGGAAGAGACAGUUUGCUCGAGGCAACGACAUGGAUUUCCUCUUCCCUGAUCUAGAACAAACACGGGAUUGGUUCCGCUUAUAUCGCGGCACAGUUUCCAUCCUUCACACCAAAGAUCAAUCCCCGGAAAGGCUCUCCCUGCUGAACCGCAAGAGAAUCCGUGCGCUCCUGGAACCAAUAGCAUCUGUUGUAGAAGCGGACAGCGGACGAUCGAAAGAGCCUCGCGGGCGCCGGGCUAACUGUCUGGAGUUUCGGCCUGGCCAUUGGCUGGUAUCAGAGGGCUUGACCCAAUGGCGUGCGGAAAAUAUUUACACGGCAUACAUCAGCGUGGAAUUGGAGGUUCUUCCACAUGGAUGCCGCGUCCCUCGCUACCGGAUUAGCGCGUUCCCACAUACCAUGUUACAUGGUGGAGAAAUCAAAAUAUCAACUGUGCGGCUCGGGGCACGGGUGUUCAUUUCUGGCAUCAGUCAUCAUUCUCAAGAUACACAAGUGACAACAGAACAGGCCGUCGGAUAUGGAGACUUGACCGGCGAGAUAACGAUCAAUGUCCCUCCUGGGGCCAUAUUCAAUCAAAUCGAGCUUGCCUUUUGCCCAGAAGGCCUUCGGGGGAUACGCUUUCAUUUUGGCGGAAACACUAUAUCCGACUGGGUUGGGGAUUCAGGUGAUGAGAACAUGAGCUAUGGCGUCCUGCAAAUCCCCCAUUCGGCCAGUGGGGUAUAUCAUAUCCUUGCUGGUACAGAUACAUAUAAACUAACCGCUCUUGGAACCAUUCAUGACGAGGCACGGGCUGAUACGUCUAAUGAUCCCUUUUGGCGGGAUUAUCCUCUCGAUCUUACCUUACCUAAUUCAUAUUUGUGGCAGUCCAAACGACCUAGCUAUGACACUCUACAGAUUUAUCAGUUCCAACCCGACAACGUAGGGCCACCCUAUCGUCCUUUGAUGAAUAUUGACUUCGGAGGGCCCGGUGGCGAGUGGCUUGGUUCACUUAUCAGCAUGGAGGUGCAUGUCUCAUCUGAGUCCUCUCCGAUCCUUGGCAUGACAUUCAACUACACGGAUAAGGCCUUGCGGUUUGGGGGGGAACGCAUUAUCGACGUUGUAGGGAGUACAACUGGCCAUAGCGACUCCAGCACUAUUUAUGGCUUAAAGGUCACCACAAGCCUCAGUCGAGAAAUAGAGUUCCAGCCUGACAAUCCAUGCGACGGCUCCAGGAGCCCAGGUAUGCUUUCGCCAGAUCGCCGAUACGUUAAUGAGCGUCCUCGGGGAAGCGUUAUUACUGGAUUUGUGGCCACACAACGCUGGGGUGAGGAGCACUUUAUAGAGUUUGGUAUACAAGUUCAAUUGCUCGAUAGGUCGGAUGAAAGCCGGGGUGCAUGA